Molecule: messenger RNA, 174 nt
Organism: Prorocentrum cordatum
Lineage: Eukaryota; Dinophyceae; Prorocentrales; Prorocentraceae
Source: the annotation of a GenBank genome assembly
GGGUCGGCGGACUGGAAUUUUCGUGGAAUCUGCGAUGGAGACCCUGUCGCCGAAUUCCGAGGCGCGUGCCAUAGAGCACGCUCGCAGGGAAAAGGCCCAUGCAGAGGAGCUCAAGAGUCUAUGCUGUCAAGUCGACACCGACUUCUCGGGGAAGCUGACCAGGGACCAGUUUGA